AUGUCAGGAGAUUAUGAUGAGGAUAGGCAUCGCAAGGCAAUGGAGCUCCUUCAUGUGCUAUGUUCCAACACAUGUGCUGCCCAGGAACGUGAAAAGUGUCAGGAAUUGACAGGGCAUGUGGGUCCCAUCAACACAGAGAUCCUGGUUAGUCUUCUGUCAGUGAUUGUGACUUUCUGUGGGAUUGUGCUGCUGGGCGUCUCCCUUUUCGUCUCUUGGAAACUAUGUUGGAUCCCCUGGCGGGACAAAGGAUCCUCAUCACAAACCCAACGCAAGGAGCAUCCCCUCCAUGCUCAUCUCCACCACUCGCCUUUUGGGGAUCUCCUGGCUGAGCGGGUGGAACUGGGUCCUGAAAUGCCUGAGAGAUCAUACCUCGAUAUGGAUUCCUAUCCCGAGGCCAACCUCAAGGUUAGCCAAACCUCCCCUGACCUCCCCGUGGAAAGUCAGACCGGUACCAAGGAAGGCAGCAUUCCCAAUGCUCACUCCCACCAGCAAGUAGCAAGCUUGGCACCCACUCCCAGGUACAACACACUGCCACGUCCUGUGACCCAGCAAUUGAGCAGCCCAGACACUGGAGUCCAUGUUGGAGGAGAAGACAAGGUGGAACAAGUGACGAGCAUUGGGCAGAUAAAACCUGAACUGUAUAAACAGCGCUCAGGUGAGGCAGACUCCAAGAAAGGGGAGGCUCCAAGCUGUGGACAAUUAAGCUUUGCCCUCCGCUAUGCCUAUAGCACGGAGCAGCUGGUGGUCAGGAUACUCCGAGCUUUGGACUUACCUGCCAAAGAUGCAAAUGGUUUCUCUGACCCCUAUGUGAAAAUGUACCUUCUGCCUGACCGUAAAAAGAAAUUUCAGACAAAGGUGCAUCGCAAAACCCUCAAUCCUAUUUUCAAUGAGACCUUUAACUUCAAUGUCCCCUUUGCUGAACUGCCCUCACGUAAGCUUCAUUUUAGUGUCUAUGAUUUUGACCGUUUCUCCCGUCAUGAUCUGAUUGGCCAAGUCGUCCUGGACAACCUGCUGGAGAUUGCUGAGCGGGACAAUGAUGCUCCCCUCUGGCGGGACAUCAUGGAAGCCAGUUCGGAAAAAGCGGACCUUGGCGAAUUGAAUUUUUCCCUCUGUUACCUACCCACUGCUGGUCGUCUCACAGUUACCAUCAUUAAGGCUACCAACCUCAAAGCCAUGGACCUGACUGGAUUUUCUGAUCCCUAUGUCAAAGCAUCCCUCAUGUGUGAAGGGAGACGCUUGAAGAAGCGUAAGACUUCCAUCAAGAAAAACACUUUGAACCCCAGUUACAAUGAAGCUCUUGUCUUUGACAUUCCCCAGGACAGCAUGGAGCAUGUCAGCAUUACCUUGGCAGUCAUGGAUUAUGAUUGUAUUGGGCAUAAUGAAGUCAUUGGCAUGUGUCGAGUGGGCAAUGAUGCUGAUGCACCCGGGAGAGAUCAUUGGGCUGAGAUGCUGGCAAAUCCACGUAAGCCCAUUGAACAUUGGCACCAGCUAGUAGAGGAGAAGACUUUGAACAGCUAUAUCAACAAGAAUCCUCCAGCUCGAGACAAACCUAGCAUCAUAGUAGAAAGCGUUCAUUCAGACUAA
Molecule: messenger RNA, 1584 nt
Organism: Thamnophis elegans (Western terrestrial garter snake)
Lineage: Eukaryota; Metazoa; Chordata; Lepidosauria; Squamata; Natricidae
Gene: SYT3
Product: synaptotagmin 3
Exons: 7
Coding region: 1-1584 (527 amino acids)
Biological process (GO): cellular response to calcium ion; calcium-ion regulated exocytosis; regulation of dopamine secretion
Cellular component (GO): membrane
Molecular function (GO): clathrin binding; SNARE binding; calcium ion binding
Source: RefSeq, a predicted model, not a curated record